Molecule: messenger RNA, 1263 nt
Organism: Blastocystis hominis
Lineage: Eukaryota; Bigyra; Opalinata; Blastocystidae
Exons: 6
Coding region: 1-1263 (420 amino acids)
Biological process (GO): regulation of gene expression
Cellular component (GO): nucleus
Molecular function (GO): histone binding
Source: RefSeq, a predicted model, not a curated record
AUGCAAUACGAUAAUGGUAAUAUUUGCUCAUUUUAUAUUUUUGACAAGAAAAUAGAUGAAGAGUAUCAUAUAUGGAAAAAGAAUGCCCCUUACCUAUAUGAUGUAAUUUUGUCACAUGCUCUGGAAUGGCCGAGCUUGAGUGUGCAGUGGUUACCUGGAUGUACAAUUGGAAGUAACAAGGACUUUUCGGAGCAAAAGAUCUAUUUGACCACUCACACGUCAGAGGGAGAGCAGAACUAUUUGAUGCAAGCCACAAUCCAAAUGCCGCUUCCCGAUUCAACCAUUGAUAUGCGAGAGUUUGAUAACGACGGAAAUGAAAACGCUGGUUUCAAAGGAUUUUCUGCUCACGUAUCGGAAACGGUUCGCGUAGCGCAUGAAGGAGAGGUGAACAAGGCUCGCUACAUGCCCCAGGACCCAAUGAUCAUUGCAACGAAAGCCGUGAAUGGGAAUGUGAACGUCUUCGACAUCCGGAAGCAUCCGUCCAUUCCCCGCGAUACAGUGUGCCGUCCGAACUACAUUCUGCAAGGCCACACCCAGGAGGGCUACGGUCUCAGCUGGUCUCCUCUGCAGAAAGGCCUCAUCGCCUCGGGUUCCGACGAUCGCAAAGUGUGUCUCUGGGACCUCUCGUCUCCCCGCGAUUCCACCGUUUUCUCGCCCCUCCGCGAGUUCGCCGAGCAGCGAGACGUCGUGGAGGACGUGGCCUGGCAUCCCCUCGACCCGAAUCUGCUGGCAGCGUGCGGCGACGACAGCCGCGUGUUCUUCUACGACAUGCGAAAGAGCCGAAGUCUGCAGUCGCUGCGCGCGCACGCGCGCGAAGUCAACGCCGUGGCGUUCAACCCCGUCGAGCGGUUUCUCUUCGCCACCGCCUCCUCCGAUGCGACGGUGGCGCUGUGGGACUUCCGAGCGCUGGGGCAGCCGCUGCACCAGCUGCGGAGACACACGGCGGAGAUCUACUCGCUGGCGUGGAACCCGGUGAACGCGAAUAUUCUCGCGUCGGCGGGCGUGGAUCGGAGAGUCAUGAUCUGGGAUUUGAGCAAGAUCGGCGAUCGCGUGCCGGAGGAGCUGGAGAAGGAGGGUCCGGCGGAGCUGAUUUUUGUGCAUGCGGGGCACACGGCGAAGGUGAAUGACAUUUCGUGGAAUCUGGACGACGAGUGGACGAUGGCUUCAGUGGGGGAUGACAAUGUGCUGCAGGUGUGGAGACCGAACGAGGCGAUCUAUAACCCGUCGUACAGCAACACGCUGGAUCUGAAUAGGAUUGGGUGA